CCGGCAGGGCGGGAAGCGUAGGCCGCCAUCGAGAGCGGAGGCCGGACAGGGGAGGGGAGGUGAGGGGUGGUGAGGGGCUCUGGGACCCGGGGUCCAGGAUCUGAGAUCCAGGCAGUUCGCGGGUGCCGCCGAGAAUGGACAUCAGGCCGAACCACACCAUCUACAUCAACAAUAUCAAUGACAAGAUCAAGAAGGAAGAGCUGAAGAGGUCCCUGUAUGCGUUGUUCUCGCAGUUUGGUCAUGUGGUCGACAUUGUGGCUUUAAAAACUAUGAAGAUGAGAGGACAGGCAUUUGUUAUAUUUAAAGAACUUGGAUCAUCUACCAAUGCUUUGAGACAGCUACAAGGCUUUCCGUUUUAUGGGAAACCAAUGCGUAUUCAGUAUGCAAAAACAGACUCCGAUAUCAUUUCUAAAAUGCGCGGGACUUUUGCUGAUAAGGAAAAAAGAAAGGAAAAGAAAAAAGCUAAAACUCUGGAACAGUCAGCAAAUGCACCAAAUAAAAAGGUUAUCCAGGGAGCAACACAGAAUUCAGCCAGUGCCUCAGGGACUACACCACAGAAUCAGGUGCCUGAUAACCCACCAAACUAUAUCCUUUUCCUUAAUAAUUUGCCUGAGGAAACAAAUGAGAUGAUGCUGUCCAUGUUAUUUAAUCAGUUUCCCGGAUUCAAAGAAGUACGCUUAGUGCCAGGGCGCCAUGACAUCGCAUUUGUGGAGUUUGAAAAUGAGAACCAAGCAGGGGCUGCUCGAGACGCUCUCCAAGGAUUCAAGAUCACUCCAUCUCACGCCAUGAAAAUCACUUAUGCGAAGAAAUAGCUAUAUGAUCCUAUAAAGGACUUCUGUGGACAGGUGUUUUUUUUAAAAACACUGAUACUCUGGUCAGCUACCAUGUUUGCUGUUCCCUGCAGAAAACAUAAGACUCAAAUAGAAUUGCCACAAUGACCAGGGCACAUGUAAAAUUUUCACAGAUCACCCGGAUAGUAACUUUUUCUGUUGAAGUGCUAAUUUUUAUAAAAUAAAAUAUAAAUAUGCUGGUUUUGAGCCAUA
Zonotrichia albicollis (white-throated sparrow) is the source of this 1043-nucleotide messenger RNA. RefSeq names its product small nuclear ribonucleoprotein polypeptide B2 (gene SNRPB2). Gene Ontology annotation, molecular function: RNA binding. NCBI's taxonomy places the organism in Eukaryota, Metazoa, Chordata, Aves, Passeriformes, Passerellidae. The record is from RefSeq and is a predicted model, not a curated record.